Molecule: messenger RNA, 1737 nt
Organism: Lucilia sericata (common green bottle fly)
Lineage: Eukaryota; Metazoa; Arthropoda; Insecta; Diptera; Calliphoridae
Exons: 2
Coding region: 1-1737 (578 amino acids)
Biological process (GO): SCF-dependent proteasomal ubiquitin-dependent protein catabolic process
Cellular component (GO): SCF ubiquitin ligase complex
Source: RefSeq, a predicted model, not a curated record
AUGCCUUUGCAAAGUGAUGCCUAUAGUAAUGAUCCUACCUCUCUACUAAUCCGUCAAUCUUCCAACACUUCUCUCUUCAGUAAUAGCUCUUAUGUGGAUAAUUUACAUUCAUCAUACAAAUCCACCACUCAACUGGAUGUGAUGUCAUUAAACCCACCGGUUAAGAAUACCUCAUCGUUCUUAUCUACACCGCGUACUUCACCGUUUAGUAUAAGAAAAUCCUAUACGGAUCUUUAUUUUACAACAUCUAGUAAUAAGGAGAAUACUAAACCAUGUGCUACGUCAUCAGAGUUGUGUUCAAGGGAUAAAAGUCCCUAUAAAGUGCGUAAACGCUGUGAUAAAUGUAAAAGCGCUAAAAGUGAAAUCGGAAUAUUUUAUGAUCGCAUUGAUCGGGCAAUUUCUUUUAGAAAUAUAGAAAAAUUUAGAAAUUUAAGAAAACUCACCUAUCAACGUCUCAUUUUAGAUGAUGACCAACUGAAAGUUUUGUGUGUAAAUUGUAAAAAAUUACAGAGAUUACAUUUACUAGACUGUUAUAAUAAAAACUUGAAGACACUUAUUCCUGGCAAGGAUUUAAAUUUGAAUUAUAUUUUCGAAAUGAAACAAUUGGAGGAAAUUAUGAUAUACACAACGGAUCCAGCUAAUCAGGCAGUAUUAAAAUCUUCUCAUCUACCAGAUAUGUUUGUCAAUUUAAAGCUGAAGAAAUUGAUUUUGAAAAAUUUUGUCAUUAAUUAUAAUUAUACUGAAACCGUGAAAAGUACAUGCACUACGUUGGAAGUUCUUAAUAUGGGCAUUAUAUCUAAAGAAAUCUGGCCCAGUUUUAUGUAUUAUUUGUAUCAUUUUGAAAAUCUCAAAGAGCUUUUUAUCAAUGUUAGCAACUGCAAUACUUGCUUUGAUAUUCAAAUCGUUGAUAUUUUGGCGGCCAACUGCAGAAAAAUUGAAAAAUUGUCACUAGAAAAUUGUGAUUUGGAUGUUGAGGAUUUUAGUGUUCUAAUAAGUCUUAAACAUUUAUCAUUGACUUCUUGUGGUGGUUUAACAUAUAGAAAUUUUCAACAAAUAUUACAAGAUUUACAGUUAAAAUCAUUUGCCCUGAUUAAAACACGUAUUUAUGGCAGAAUGACUUCUUAUUAUGGUUCAGCUACUUUGGAGAAAAUCACUAUUGAUACCAUAUACUCUACAAAAAUAUCGGAAGCUUUUCAGAAGGCUCGUAAUAAUUUUGAAAAUUUACACACUCUAGAGUGGUUUAACGGUAGUACAAAUGGCAAUUGGCUGACUAAUAAAUGUCCCAAAUUGAAAUGUUUACACAUACCCAAUCCUUAUUCAGUGAAAAGGUUUGUUUUUACCAUGCAAUCGCUCAGAGAUUUAACAUUUACUUACAGCAAGAGUAAUAUGUUUUACUAUAUUUUUGCUUUGAUUCAUUAUAUGAAACUGGAACGUUUGUCCUUGGUGACAAACGAACUGAUAGAUGAAAGAAAAAUGUUAAGACUUUAUGCCUGCAGUAAAAAAACCACCUUGCGCCUGAUAAUUAUACCAUGUAUAAUAUUUAAAAUGUCCCAAUCAUUUUGGCUUGAUCUAAUAUAUAGCAAUGAGGAUUUACAUAUUACGAUGUAUGGCAAACAUGAGGAAUUACUGGAUGACUUUUUUCUGCGUGAAUUGAUUAGUUCUGAGAAAUUCUGUAGAAGAGUGAAGUCUUUAAAGAUUUGCGGUUUUAUAUGGGGUAAUGUAUUGAUAAAUAUUUAA